Molecule: messenger RNA, 1355 nt
Organism: Stylophora pistillata
Lineage: Eukaryota; Metazoa; Cnidaria; Anthozoa; Scleractinia; Pocilloporidae
Product: progranulin
Cellular component (GO): extracellular region
Source: RefSeq, a predicted model, not a curated record
GAAGUACAUAACAUUUUAUAAUAAAUACAGAAAAUGUAUGAAAUUGCUAUAGUACAGGUUAAAAAGCUAGAAACUGAUGAAACUACUGUGCUAAAUCAUGUCCGUAUAUUUACACUAAGUUGUUGUUCGCUAGUCUACCCGUUGCUGGGAUGAACGAGCGCUGGAAAAAUUUGUUUUCAAAUGAGUGAAGUUUCGAAAUGAAUGAAAAUCACAUGCACCAAGUCAUUUUAUUAUCACGAGUAGUCGAGAGUGUUCUUACUAGCUCAGAGCUGGUAUUAAUAAGUAAGAUAAGAUAAUUAAUGAUAAGUCUCAAGCGCUGAGUCAGUUUAUCGUGAGGAGUAGUCGAGAGUGUUCUCGCCAGCUCAGAGGUUCGGGUUUCUACGGAAUACCUUCCAUAAUAAUGAGCGAUUUGCUUACCUACGAUUUUCUUCUACGAUGCACGGAACUGAGCAGAUGAAGCGGUCUGUUAUUUCACCUUUAGCACUACUCAUCAGCUAUGUGGUGACUAUCUCCUGUGCUGAAGAACUCACAGGGAAAACACUGGCCGACCUGAAGAUGCCAUUAACAUUGACUUCACGGGACACUGCAUUAGUAAAUAGUUCAGUGGUAACUUGCCCCGAUGGAUCGCAUUGCCAGGAUGGUCAUCCAUGUUGUCUUACGAGCACACUAUUCAGGUGGUAUGUAUGCUGUGAUUAUAAAUAUGGUAUUUGCUGCGACGACCUUAGGCAUUGCUGUCCGAGAGGAUUCAGGUGUCUUCCCGAAACAGGGUGUACUAGGGCAGGUAUCUUGCAGAAAACUAAGGUAGAAAAGAAUACUGUUGAUACAGGGAUCGUCAUCUGCUCCGAUGGACGCCAAGGUUGCUGUCCUUAUACGAAUGCAACUUGCUGCUCGGACCACAAUCUUUGCUGUCCCUCUGGAUACAGAUGUGACCAGAAUGCUAAGAUGUGUGUUCUUGGAAAUGUCCGCGUCCCGAUGUUGCGAAUCACAAAGUGCCCCCGUGGAGGAAAGUCCCCGACAGUCAACUCAAGCGAGAAGAUUCGCUUUAGACCACAACAUGUUCAAAAUGGGGAACUUGAGGCAGACGAUCUCCCCUAAUAAGCAAAGCUCCUACAAGGCACAGUCUCGCCUUUCAUAGACGCACCAAUAACACGCCGGAACAGCAUUGAAUGAAGUGGCUGUGACGCACAAUCUUACCUCUUCUAACUUGCUAUGACAAUCAAUGUUGCCUACGUGGUUCAGAAUUUAUGAGUCAUAAUUCUGUUUGUUUGCCUGCUUGUUUCUUGAUCUCUUUAAUCAACCAAGUUUAUUUCAACGAUAUGGCGUAGCCCCUUCAAUUAAAGUAGAUUUAAUCUGUU